This is a messenger RNA of Manihot esculenta (cassava), 1688 nucleotides long. Its product is annotated as pentatricopeptide repeat-containing protein At2g36240-like. Gene Ontology annotation, molecular function: protein binding. The coding region runs from base 338 to 853 and encodes 171 amino acids. The transcript has a single exon. Lineage: Eukaryota; Viridiplantae; Streptophyta; Magnoliopsida; Malpighiales; Euphorbiaceae. The record is from RefSeq and is a predicted model, not a curated record.
UCCAUAAGACAUGUAGGAUUAACCUCCUCCUUCUUCUUCUUCUUCUUUGCUCAUCUAUCUUCUCCUUCUAUUCUCUGUUUUCCCUUUAACAUCUCCGGCCGCUAUUACUAUCCCUCCCUCUCCCUCCACCAAACUAUACCUUUCUUUAGAUCCAUGGAAAUUUUGUUUUGUAAGCAUCUUUCAUGGACCUCGCCACUCUUCUCUCUUUCAUGGCAUUCAAUGCCUGCCCUUGUUCUGAAGGUAUAUUUUAUUGUCCUAGGAGUGAACCCAUAUUUUAGUUUGCUAUUAAUGGUUAUUGUAAAGCUGCGAAAUUGGAUGAUGCCUUGCUUUUGAGUCCAUGAGGAAAUUGAUUGAUGGGAGGCCUAAUAUUGCUGUUUAUAAUAUUUUGCUUCAUGGUUGUGUCAAAUGUGGGCAGCAUGAUAAGGUUACAGAUAUAUGUAAUAGGAUGUUGAAGGAUAGAGUUAAUCCUGAUGUGUUUACUUUUAAUAUAUUGAUUAGUAGCUAUUGCAUGAAUAAGAAGUUUGAGAUGGCUUUGGAGUUGUUCAGGGAGAUGAGGGAGAAGGGGUGCAGUCCUAAUGUGGUUAGCUUUAAUACAUUGAUUAUGGGAUUCUUUAGGGAGAGGAAGUUUAAUGAAGGGAUUAAGCUGGCAUAUGAGGUGAUUGAUUUGGGGUGUGAGUUUUCAAGUGUGACUUGUGAGAUUUUGGUUGAUGGGCUCUGUAGGGAAGAUAAAAUCAUGGAAGCUUGUGAACUGUUGAUUGAUUUUUCAAGAAGAGGAGCUUUGCCUAGUAAUUUCGAUUUCUAUAUACUUGUGGAGAAGCUAUGUGGGAAAAGAAACACUGGAGCAGCUUUGUAGUUGUUGAAUCAGUUGUGGAGGAAUGGUAAUGUUCGAAGCGUGAUUUCUUUUACCACUUUAAUAGAAGGAUUGAGGAAAUCGAGGAAAAUAGAAGAAGCAUUCAGAUUGACGGAAAGAAUGUUGAAAGACAGUAUUAUUCCAGAAGAAGGAAAAUUGCAAAAUGUUUUCAAAAUUCGGAUUAUUAUGUCAAGAAAAAAAAUUUGAGAUUAAAAUGCAAAAAUGCUAAGAUUUGGAUUUUUAAUGCUAAUACCCUUUAAUUUAAAGACACAAAUUGGGUCAAAUUAAAAUUUUAAGUGCCCAAUUACUUUGUCAAAGAUAUUUUCUUCUAAGCGCAAUCAUUAUCAAAAUGAGUAUCAAUAUACAAUGAAAAUCCUUAUUAAGUUAGACAAGAUGAAAAACAAACCAUAUGAAUGACCUCAAAAACAAUAUUAUCUUGCUCCGCCAAAGGUACUAGAAGAAUAAAACUUAUAUUUAUAUUUAAAUAUUCAGAAAUAUCAAAAUAAAAUAACUAAUGUAUUGAUUUAAAUACAGUGAACCUGUAUUAUGAAGUUAAUUAAUCUACUAUAAUAAUGGCAUUGAAACAUUGAAAAUUAUAUAAGUUGAAUGCAACAUUAUGAUAUUUUAUUAUUGCUUAUAUUGUACUAUUUGCCUUUUCAUAGUUUUAAAUAAAACAAAAUUUUUAAUAUUGUACUAGAAAUAUACUCUUGCGUUGCCUUUGGGUAAAAAUUUUUUUCUUAAAAAGUUUCUAAUAAUAUUUUUAUUUGGGAGAUUUACAAUUUAGUCCCUGGGUAUUGCCAUUAUUAACAAGUCAGUCCCUGUAUUUUUAGAUACCUAU